AUGGUUCAUAUCACGUCUACCCUGACUGUCAGCCUUCUCGGCUUGACCGGCGUCGUUUCUGCGCACCCCGGCCACGAUCACAAGUCCGAGGCGACUGAGCGCCGUUCAUUCAUGCAGAAUGCGCCUCUUCAUGCACGAAGCCUUGCGCAGUGUGCCUCCCAAAUGAAGGCCCGCGGUAUCGAGAGCAAGAGCAUUCUUCGUCGCCAGCAGACUGUCAAGCACUUGCGCCAGCGCCGCGGUCUGAAGCCCGAUACCGGGUUCCUCAAGGCUCGCGAUCUCGACACCCUCCUGAACACUUCCCACCACUCCAAUUUGACGAACAUCGACCAGACGACUAACCCCGAGAUUCUGUUCAAAUCUGAGGGCACCUGCAUUCUGGCUCCCGAUGUUACCCAGGGUCCUUACUACGUCAGCGGUGAGCUGAUUCGCGAGAAUAUUGUCGAGAGCCAGAAGGGUGUUCCCUUGUACAUGGACGUUCAGUUGAUUGACACCAACACAUGUCAACCACUGCCCAAUAUCUACACCGAUUUUUGGCACUGCAACGCCACUGGUGUCUACUCCGGCGUUGAGGCUAGCGGCAACGGUGAUUCCUCCGAUGCCACAAACCUGGAUGCUACUUUCCUCCGCGGUAUCCAAUCUAGCGACAAAGAUGGUGUCGUCCAGAUCGAAUCCAUCUUCCCUGGCCACUAUACCGGCCGGGCUACUCACAUUCACGUCCCAUUCGAUUCGCUAAGAGAUUUUCCACCAACAGUCCUUACCCACCCCGCCAACGGGACCACUGUCCUUGCUAAUGACACAAUCUCGGGCCUGUACAGCUCCCACACCUCGCACGUGGGCCAGCUCUUCUUCGACCAGGACCUAAUCACCAAAGUCGAAGCCACCUCUCCCUACUCUACCAAUACUCAGGAUCUUACCACAAACGCCGACGACAGCAUCCUCUCUGAGGAAGCCGACACCAUUGACCCCUUUAUGGAGUACGUUCUGCUAGGCAACAGCGUCAGUGACGGUAUAUUCGCCUGGAUCACUGUCGGUGUUGACGCCACUGAGGACAGCGAUGUCACACCCGCCGCUUACUACACUGAGCAGGGUGGUGUUGAAAAUGACAGCGCUUCUUCCGGUAUGGAGGGUGGUCCACUCCCUGGCUCUUCACCUUCUGCUAGUGCUGGUGCCAGUCGCAGCACUUCUGCUUAG
Molecule: messenger RNA, 1191 nt
Organism: Penicillium riverlandense
Lineage: Eukaryota; Fungi; Ascomycota; Eurotiomycetes; Eurotiales; Aspergillaceae
Product: intradiol ring-cleavage dioxygenase
Exons: 5
Coding region: 1-1191 (396 amino acids)
Molecular function (GO): ferric iron binding; oxidoreductase activity, acting on single donors with incorporation of molecular oxygen, incorporation of two atoms of oxygen
Source: RefSeq, a predicted model, not a curated record